AUUUUUACUAUUCAUAGACAUUAAAAGUUUAUGAAUUUAAGUAUUGUUAUAUUUUCUAUUAUACUAUUUUAAGUAUUCUACAGUGACUGAAUUUGAUAGGUAUAUUUCUGAAAUCCUGUUUUGUUUAAGUGUAGAUACUUUGAAGAUUAGCUUGCAUAUACGUGUAAAAGGGUACAAUUUUUGAUAUCUAAGCAUUAAUGUGGUAAAUAUUAUACAAAUCCAAUAAUAUUUUAAAGUUUUGAAGUCGCGUAUUUGUAGGUCAUACGGUAUCAUGAGUUUGGAUUUAGUAACAGGGAAUUUUUUUCUUUUUUUUUUAACAGGGAAAUUUGGUUGUAAAAUGAUAUUUUGCAUAAAAAUCUCGACUGCUUUUAUAUUAAUACAUAUUGUAUAGCACUAUCAUGUUAUUAAAACAUAUUCUAUAGCCCUAUCAUAUGAUCUUAUAAUACUUAAACGAACCCUAAAAUGAUAUUUAGAAUGUUCAUAAACAACAGUCUUGUUAAUGUAUAUUAAUAGUAAUUUGUUGAAAGUAUACACGAAAAUUAUUAUAGGGCAAAUGUUUUAAACCGGUAGGUAUUGUGUUGACAGUAAAAAAUAUAUGUUUGCUAUCUUAACUAACUACGCUGGAAGAGAAAUGAAAUUUAAAAAUAAGUAGUUAUUGGAAUUAAAUAGAUUUAGUGAAAAAUAAAUAUAAUUAAAUAACAUAGGUUUUAAAUAAAGCAGUGACACUGUUUUAAUAAUAUUGAUAUGGUUUGUCUAAAUCAAAGUAAGACCAAAAUAUUAUUUAUUAAUGAAAGGGUCCAAACAACAUUUUUUAAGUAGAUUUAUUUAAACUCCUUCCCUUUUAAUAGUAUUGAUAUGCUAGUAUAAAGAAUUAAAAACAUGUAAAAUAUUAUGAUAAGCUGUAAGUUUUGAUAAAACGUCCAUUUAACCGAUGAGAUCAUUCUAAACCACUACUUGUAUUAUUUACUAUUAUAGUUUUAUGAAUAUUUAAGUAAAGUAAAGCGUACCCAUUUCACACUACAUUAGUGACUUGCUUGCAUUGAUCCUCUACCAUAAAGAAAUCCUUUGUCUUUAGUUUUCCAAAUACUUAGCAAUCUCUCCUCUUCUUUUCCUUGCCUUUUUCUUUCUUGGCUUUUUCUUCUCUCCUGAUAGAAACUUUUUCCAGUCAAAAUUUAAGAGCUUUAAAGUAAAACUUCCACUAAGGUUUAUACAUAUACUGAGCCACACAUUUUCUCUUCUCGUUCCCUCUUCUCUUCUAUCUAGGUUUGGUCUAAAAUGGCGUCAAAAGGAAAGACACCAGUAAGAAGAACAACUCCAAGAAGAAGAAAAACAAUCAAGAAUUCAUCUUCUCCAUAUAGUAUCAAUAGUGACGUCACUUCAACGUUAUCAUCUACUUCCAUAUCUUCAACCGCUACGUCAACGUCGCCGAUUUCAUCCCAUGGAUGUUGUACGCCGAAGUCUACGAAGUCAAGAAUACCGGAGAUGCUGACGUGUCCGCCUGCGCCGAAGAAGCAAAGGGUUGCCCAAAACUCUGCUUUGAGGAGGAGACAAAUCACUUUCUUUGCUCCUCCAGAGAUAGAGCUCUUAUUUGUUUUGGCACUUGGUAAUAAUCAUGGUCAACAAAUCGACAAAUAAAGUUAAGUUUUAAUUAUCGUUUUGUGGCUCUUCUCAUGGUAUGAUCAAUCUCAAGCUUCUAGUUUGAUUCAAUAAUACAAUGAUUGAAGAUGUAUUAUAGAGAGUGUAGUGUGAUGUUUUUACCUUUUUUUUUCUUAUCUUGCUUUAAAUUUCCCCUCUUUGGCUCUUUUUGUUUUUAGUAUUUGGAUAAUUUUGAAUUAGGUAGGCUUGAAUUUGUGGUAGGGUAUAAUAUAACUAAU
Messenger RNA from Brassica napus (rape), 1874 nucleotides. Its product is annotated as cyclin-dependent protein kinase inhibitor SMR9-like. The record is from RefSeq and is a predicted model, not a curated record. Gene Ontology annotation, biological process: regulation of DNA endoreduplication. Lineage: Eukaryota; Viridiplantae; Streptophyta; Magnoliopsida; Brassicales; Brassicaceae. The transcript has a single exon. Bases 1276 to 1635 code for a protein of 119 amino acids.